AUGGACUACAAAGCCAAGGCUGUUGCAGGUCUCCUGGCAGCAACCUGUGUCUUCAGCAUCAUUGCCCUCAUUCUGAGCGUCGUGAACGUGAAGAACGUGUUUCUGCCUCCCAGCAUCAAGUACGGCCUGGUGUUUGAUGCCGGCUCCACGCACACAGCUCUCUACAUCUACCGGUGGCCUGCGGACAAGGAGAAUGGCACCGGCAUCGUCUCCCAGGUGGAGGCUUGCACCGUGUCUGGACCCGGCAUCUCCAGCUACGCAGACGACCCCGCUGGGGCUGGAGCCAGCCUGAAGCCCUGCCUGGACAAGGCCAUGAAGAUCAUCCCAGCAGAGCAGCAGCGGGAGACCCCCACCUACCUGGGGGCCACAGCGGGCAUGCGGCUGCUGAGGGAGCAGAACAGCACCAAGGCCGAGCAGGUCUUCGCCGAGGUCACCAAGGCCAUUGGCAAGUACCCUGUGGACUUCCGCGGAGCUCAGAUCCUCACGGGGAACGAGGAGGGCUCCUUCGGCUGGAUCACCAUCAAUUACCUGCUGGAGACCCUUGUCAAGUUUUCCUUUGCAGAGAAAUGGGAACAUCCGCAGGACGCAGAGGUGCUGGGAGCUCUGGACCUUGGAGGUGCCUCGACACAGAUAACCUUUCAGCCUGGAGUCACCAUUGAGGACAAGAACACCUCCGUCUUCUUCAGGCUGUACGGCACCAACUACUCGCUCUACACCCACAGCUACCUCUGCUAUGGGCAGACUCAGGCCUUGAAGAUGCUGCUGGCAGCUCUCCACCAGGGCAGCCCGUCUUCCCAGCAGAUAUCGCACCCCUGCUACCCCAAAGGAUACCAGGAGAACGUCACCACGACAGACCUCUACGACAGUCCCUGUGUCCGUGCACCGAGCACCCCCAGCCCCGCACCGGUCCUCACAGUGAUGGGGACAGGGGAUCCGACGGCGUGCAGCACCGCCAUCCAGAAACUCUUCAACUUCAGCUGUGGGGCCAACAGGACGUGCGGGUUCAAUGGGGUUUAUCAGCCGCCCGUGCGGGGACAGUUCUUCGCCUUCGCUGGGUUCUACUACACCUUUCGCUUCCUGAACCUGACCAGCCAGCAGUCUCUAAGCGACGUCAACUCCACAGUCCAGACUUUCUGCAAGAAGAACUGGGCAGAGCUGGUGGAGACCUUCCCGCAGCAGAAGGGGUACCUACACACAUACUGCUCCGUGGCGAUUUACAUCUUGACGCUGCUGCUCGAUGGCUACAAGUUCAAUGAGCACACGUGGAGCAGCAUCCACUUCAGCCGGCAGGCAGCAAACACGGACAUCGGCUGGACACUGGGCUUCAUGCUGAACUUCACCAACAUGAUCCCCACGGAGGCUCUGGAACACGUCAAGGGGCACCAGCCCAGUCUGUGGGCAGCUGCCGUCUCCUUCAUUGUGCUGGCCAUAGUGGCAGGCCUGGUGGCCACUUUCCUCCAGUGUUUCUGGAAAACCAAGUAG
Molecule: messenger RNA, 1482 nt
Organism: Gavia stellata (red-throated loon)
Lineage: Eukaryota; Metazoa; Chordata; Aves; Gaviiformes; Gaviidae
Gene: ENTPD8
Product: ectonucleoside triphosphate diphosphohydrolase 8
Exons: 9
Coding region: 1-1482 (493 amino acids)
Biological process (GO): nucleoside diphosphate catabolic process
Cellular component (GO): plasma membrane
Molecular function (GO): GDP phosphatase activity; UDP phosphatase activity
Source: RefSeq, a predicted model, not a curated record